This is a messenger RNA of Lathyrus oleraceus (garden pea), 11084 nucleotides long. RefSeq lists its product as uncharacterized. The coding region runs from base 3423 to 4949 and encodes 508 amino acids. The transcript has 2 exons. The record is from RefSeq and is a predicted model, not a curated record. Lineage: Eukaryota; Viridiplantae; Streptophyta; Magnoliopsida; Fabales; Fabaceae.
CCUCCUCUUCCCAACCGAGAUUCCUUCAAUCUCAACCGCUCGCCACCGCAAUAAUCACCCCACUCUCAUCUCAGAACGAUAACAGGAUUGCAGGAAUUAUUUACAACGCACAGCAACGGAAGAGUUCGAGAAGGGAGAAGAAAGGAUCAAGCGAGAUCAAAGCGGAAAUACGCGGUACCUGAUAGACUGGUACCCUUAGUUGCUUAAGUUCUUUGAACUUGCUUUGCUUUGCUAUUUAGCAACUUGCUUGAGGUAUAAUUCCUUUUUCUUCAUGUAGUCUGGAAGACCUGGCCUGUUACUUGGCCAGGCAACUGUCUGAAGUCCUCCUUAAGAGGCAAUGCUUGUGUAUGCUUAAUUUGUCCCUGUACAUAUUGAAAGUCCUUCAAAAAAGGCAAUUGGUGGAAGGUAGGGAUAUGCAAUCUAUCCCCCACUACUCUUGUUGUGUCAUCCCUCUGCUCACACUGCCGUGUGUUGAUGCAUUGGGAUACAAACCCAAGAUCUUGUACAAAGUGUACAGUGUCAGAGUCUUCGAGUAUAGAAGGGUUCCCACUUUCUGGACCCAUGCUCAUUUGUCUAUUAGCUCUCCCUGGCCAGGGAUAAGAGCUGUGAGGUCUCACCCUCAUUUCAUCCUUUCAUCUGCUUCACCUUAGCCUCUCAAUGGCAAGGUUAAGAGCACCCUGACCCUAUUCCAGUUGGCCUAGUGCCUAACCUUUGUUUGAGCCUCUUGUAUGCAUAUAGAGUGUGCUUCCUGUGAUUGUUUGUUUGCUUUGCCUCUUUAGGUUUAGCUUGGACUUGCCCUCGUGCAAGAUAGGUUGUGCCUGACUUGCUUCCUGUGCAAGUCAGGUUUGUGUGGCUUACUUCCUGUGUGAGCCAUGCUUAGGGUUGUUUGGCCGAACUACGGCAACUCUGAUUCUCACGUUCAGGUGAGAUACGUAGGCACGAGAUGCGAUGUCUUGUCGAGUUUGACUAACAACUAAUCCGUGCUUGUUUUCGCCCUCGUUGCGAUCCUUUCUCUCGCCCUCGUUGCGAUCGAGACCUUCCCUUUCUCUCGCCCUCGUUGCGAUCGAGUCUUUUUUCCCUGCCGGCCGAACUACGGCAACUCUGAUUCUCACGUUCAGGUGAGAUACGUAGGCACGAGACGCGAUGUCUUGCCGAGUUUUGACUAACCACUAACAGCUAAUUUCUUUUCUCUCACCCCUGUUGUGAUUGAGAUAUCCCUCUUCUCUUGCCCUAGUUGCAAUCGAGACUUUGCUUUUUCCCGUGUCUAAGAUAGGUUGGCCCUUGUGUCAUUUAGCUAGAAACCUUAACUUAGGGUUGACUUUGCAUGACAACAUCUAGGCUCGAGUCGUAGUCUCCCUAGUGUUGUGUCUCCCUCUGUUAUCUGGUUAGGCUAGAUCCUUUGUCCCUGCGUAGGGGAACUACAUCGCCCUGAUCUUCACACCAGAUGAAGUAUGUAGGCAGGAGAUUGAGCUGAUCUCUCCGGGCGCCCUUUCUUUUCUUUUGUGUUUGUUUGACAGUUGUAGGCUGAGUCCCAGACUCCCUAUCUAUCUGUUGUGUUGUUUAGGUUCGGAUGCUGAUGUAAGUCCAGUGAUUGGCAUUCAGGCUCCACGUUUGCCUCUUUUGCGUGUCGUUUAGGUUCGGAUGCUGACAUAAGUCCAGUGAUUGGCAGUCGGGCUCCACGUUUGCCUGUGUCUUGUUUGUUUGUGUGCGUGUCAGCCGAGCUACGAAUGCUCUGAUUCUUCUCUCGUCCGAGAAGAUACGUAUGCAUAGGAUGCGACAUCCUAGCGAGCAUGUGUCGUCUCCCCAGUCCGAACUACUUCGACUCUGAUGUCUAUGCCUGAUAGACUAAGUAGGCCCAGGAUGCGAUAUCCUGCCGAGUCAGUUUCAGUCAGUUUCUUUUGUCUCUUUUCAGCCAGUGUGCGUGUGUUUGAGCAGUGUUUAGCAACCAUUUUCCUUCCUUCUGUGCGUGGAUCCCGUAGAGUACUACGGAUGCGUAGGGUGCCUAACACCUUCCCUUCGCAUAACCGACUCCCGAACCCAUCCUCUUUGGUCGCGAGACCAUGUUCUUUUCCUAGGUUUACUCUGAGCGUUUCCUUUCCCUCUUUUGGGAUAAAUAACGCACGGUGGCGGCUCUGUUGUUUCUUUCUUUUCCCGCCGGUUUUUCGCGCGAUGCGACAGCUGGCGACUCUGCUGGGGACGUAGAGAAGUUGACCUGUGCUGGUCCAUCUUCCCUGAGCGAGUCUCUCCUAGCGCUCUCUAGGUUAGGGCUUUGGUUGCUUUGUGCUGCUUUAUUUAUUGCUUUCAUUUGUAUAUAUUUGCAUUUACUGUUUGCAUUUAUUGUUUGCAUUAAUGUUUGCAUUCAUUCAUAUCCAUCUGCUGGUUGUCUGUUUGUUGGGAUGGGAUAUUUUGUGAGAAAUAAGCCCACUACCCAGGCUUGAGUGUACACAUAGGUGCUAGAGUGGAUAGUCAUGAGGCUUGCGUGGCAUGUUGCUACGUUAAGUCGUUCAUGAGACCCACAUUCCAGACGAGGUUUCUGUUGGAUAUAUUUUGUCCUAUGGGUGUUCCAUAACGACGAAUAUUCCUUUAGAAAUCGUCGACUCUGAUGACCAUUUCCCGAGAACUCAGUCGAGGCCUCUCCUCCGAGACGUGAUUAUGUUAGCUCUGGUGGGCGCAUUCUCGCUGCUCAAUCCGAGGACCCCGAGACUGGGAACUUGCUCUAGGAUAUCCUGUUGAGGGGAGUCAGCAGAGGUCUUUUAUCCCGUAAUAAUGUCAAACCUUCAGUGGUAAACGUAUUAUUCUCGACUGAAGGGCUGAAACUGACAAACUUCUGUUCUUAGAACCUACCAGUGAGGGGAGGGUUUGAUCUCUACAGGUACAGUUUCUGCCAGUAAUGCCGUGUUGAUGAUCUUGAGUCGGAUUUAUGGAUCGUUAUUUCUGGACGCCGGAGGUUUGACCCUGGUUUUGAUCAGAGGGUUCCAUUUAUUUCGGAUCCCUGGGCUGAAUUUGAGGGUACUCGCUCAGAUGGUGACUCAGUUCUCCAGACAUGGGUUCAGAUGCCAGUUGAUCAGAUUGACUUUGGGUUUCAGAUGGUUGUGAUCAGAGUUCAAGCCGAAGUUCUGACCCUGUGCCUUGAGACGCACAGCUUGACCAGUCAUGUUCGCAUCAUUUGCAUCAUAGCAUGUUUAUUUUCCAAAAAAAUAGUAAUGCAUGAAAAUGAAAAAAAGUUAACUCGCAUACACAUAUCCUUUUCAGGAUCAUUCAUGAUAAAAUAGCAUCCGCAUCAUACACGUAUCAUGCACAUAUCAUCCUUGCAUUGCAGACAUGUUUGGGGACAAGACUUCUCACUCCGGUUCCUUUGUUGAGACAGGAUAACUGAUCGAAGACCACACCGGUAUUCAACCAGGCUCAAUCAACAGAGAGGUAUGGAUCAGGUUCAGACAGAGCUGGCCGAGAUGAGGGCAAACAUGGCCCAGUUCAUGACAAUGAUGCAAGGGGUCGUUCAGGGGCAAGAGGAGCUGCGUGCCUUAGCCCAGAGACAGGAAGUUGUGAUUCCAACAUCCAACCGUGCUUCGCCUGUUGCUGCACCCGCUCAUGGGACUAUCCAUGUUGCUGCUCCCACUAACGACUACGCCGUCGGGGAUGAACUUGAGGGUAUAAGAAUCAAUGGACAGCCUCUUGCUGCAGAGGUCAAUGUCAGAGCUACCCGGGCUCCGAUUCGUCAUCCAGCUCCAUUUGUCAACCAACAAGAGGAUACGUUUACUCUCCUCAGUGAGGACUAUGAUGUUGUGAAAACCGAAGAGAGGGACAGAAAAGUGGAUGCUCUUGCUGAGAAAGUCCGAGCCAUGGAAUGUCAGAACUCCCUUGGGUUUGAUGUGACCGACAUGGGUCUGGUGGAAGGGUUGAAGAUCCCCUACAAAUUCAAGGCACCCUCAUUCGACAAGUACAAUGGCACUUCCUGUCCUCGCACCCAUGUGCAGGCGUACUUCAGGAAGAUCUCUGCUUACACUGACGAUGAAAAGAUGUGGAUGUACUUUUUCCAAGAUAGUCUAUCUGGGGCAUCUUUGGAUUGGUACAUGGAUCUGAAGCGAGAAUCAGUCAGAAGCUGGAAAGAUUUGGGUGAGGCCUUCCUAAGGCAAUACAAGCAUAAUAUGGACAUGGCGCCGAGCCGAACUCAGUUACAGAGCUUGUAUCAGAAAGACAAGGAGAGUUUCAAAGAGUAUGCUCAGAGAUGGCGUGAGCUAGCCGCCAGAGUGCAACCUCCUAUGCUGGAGAGAGAGCUGACUGACAUGUUCAUUGGGACCUUGCAAGGAGUGUUCAUGGAUCGUUUGGGAAGUUGCCCGUUCAGUAGCUUUUCAGAUGUUGUCGUCUGUGGAGAACGAACUGAGAGCCUUAUCAAAGCAGGAAGGAUACAAGAUCCGGGCUCUUCAAACUCUUCAAGUUCUAAGAAGCUAUACUCUGGGGCACCCAAAAGGGGAGAGAAUGAAACGAAUGCUGUGCACCGUCGAAGGAGUGCAAAUAGAGGACCAUAUCGGCAAGUUGCUGCUGUGACUAUUCCAGCAACUCAAACUCAACAACAGCCGAGAAGACCAACUCAGCAGUAUCAGACUCCACAACCUCGUCCUCAGCAACAGGCUCUCCAGCCUCCAAUGGAUAAUCAAGCUGGUACAAGUAAUGAGAGGAAGAAGAUCAUUUUUGAUCCAAUCCCCAUGUCCUACGCCGAACUGUAUCCCACUCUGAUAGAGCGGAACUUGAUCACUCCCAGAGACCCGCCUCCCAUACCCGACAACCCUCGGUGGUGGUAUAGGCCUGAGCAGCAGUGUGUGUAUCAUUCGGGUGCUCCUGGUCAUGAUGUGGACAGUUGCUUUCAGCUGAAGAUGAAGGUUCAAGAUCUGGUGAGGUCAGGUAUUCUUAUCCUGGAGGACUUAGGUCCCAGUGCUAAUCAAGCUUGAAGAUAACAAGUCCCGGGCUGUCGGUGUUUGUUCUUCUGAGGUUUUCAAGAGGGUUGUUCAAAAUCAGAAGCUGCCGAUGCAAAAGAUAUUGACAGUUGUCAUCCCUGGUGGGAUCUAUCGCAAUUGGGUCACUGUGGGCGUUCCUACAGUUGUUUUUACGUCAGAGUCUUUUCACUUUGUUUAAAAAGCCCUUCUCCCAUGCCAAAAGGAGAAGUGAUGGCAUUGUUGGCAACAUUUUGUGCAAUGAUAUUUUCAUUCAAAUAAAUUCAUGUCAAACAUUUGUUUUUCCAAUUGUUUUCUCUUUUCGCUUUUUGCUUGAAAUUGGUGAUCACGAAAAAACCUUAAAAAACAAGAAUAAAAGCAAUCUUUUCAUCUGCAUAACGAUUGUCUUGUUUGAUUUUCAAAGUGCCUUUUUAUACUCAAAAUCAUUAUGCAGGUUGUUUCUUAAACCCAUUGAACAUAGUGAUCGGACGUCAUCUCCCAAUUUUGAAUUCCCUGUAUUCGAAGCGGACGAAGAUGAUGUUGAAGGGAUUCCCGACGAGAUUUCCCGACUUCUUGAGCAAGAAAAGAAGAUCACUCAGCUGCAUCUCAAGAAUCAGCAGAACAGCCAACUGGGGCAUCAAAAAAGAAAGUAAAAAAAAAAGAAAAGAGAGGGUGCAAAAUCGAAAGAAAUCAAAAAAAAAGAAAUCAAUCAAAUCAAAAAAAAUCAAAAGAAAGAAAAACAAAAAAAAUAGCACCCUCAAAGUCCCAAGUUGGCUGAUGCUGAAUUCAAUCGAAAGGAAGAGAUCAACUGCCAUGUGUCAUGGUCAGUCAUAUCAGCAGAGAGUGAAAAAGCAUUCGACAAGAAGAUCAAGCCUCGUGUGUUCCGAGGAACCUUGUGCUCAAGAAAGUCUUGUCUUUCGUGCCCAAUUCCAGGGGCAAGUGAACUCCAAGCUAAGAACGUCCAUACGUUUUCAAAAGAGCCUCUUCAGGCAGUGUUCGACACUUACAACAAUGGAUAAAGAAGUUCACUCGUCCUGUGAAUUCUUAAUGCAGUCAAGAAAUACUUCGCCUAAAUAAAAGCAGAAUAGCUCGCUAAGUCGAACACCCCAAAGGGCGACUUAGGCAAAAAGGAGCGUCUCGGUGGAUUGAAAACCCGAAAGGGCGAUCCAGGCAAAAGUUAGAGACAUUGAAAAAAAAAAAAAAAGAAUUUGCAUCCCGCUAGAUUGAACACCUCACACUGGGGCAAUCUAGGCAAAAAUUAGGGAUUUGGCAAGUAACUGCAUCUUGACAAGACUGUGCUGUACAUCUGUCAUCCGUCAGGGAUUCUCGAUCCGUCGUCGACUGAAGCUCUGAAUACAUCGAAAAUUCAGAAUGGUAGAGGAAAGGUCAUUAUGUUCAAUGUAGCCCUCUCCAAUAUAUAUCACCGAUUUCAAACUUGUACAGAUCUAUGGAGUCUCGCCCUUGGCAGACUACCAUUCCAUCACAUCAAUUUGAGCUUUUAGCCAAUUGUUUGCACUCUUAUUUGUUUUAACUCAACAAAUGUUUUGCAUGUUUUAAAUGAUAAAGUAUCAUUGUUUUCCAAAAUAAACAAAUUUUUCAAAAAAAUUGUUCUUAAACAAAGUGAACAUUCCCGAUGACGGAAGGAUACUUAGGAGACCCGCAAGUGCUCUCCCGAGGGUGGUAUGAUUACCAACAGGUAAGACAAUUGUUCGUAUCUCGAGCAUAACUGUAUCUUUGUCCUGCAGAACCUCGUAUGGUCUCUCCUCAGUGAAGUUACCCAAUGCAGUGUUGUUUGAAGUUGUUCAUCUUCGUGUUCCCGGCAGUGCAACAUUUUUCUCCAAGUCUCUGUUAGCCCUACGGUGGGGCAUCCCUAAUAGAGUGCUGUUUGAACCCUAUCGUGGGGCAUCCCCAGCAAGUUUGCUGUUUCGGACGUUAUUGUGGGGCAGCUCCCCUAGCAGAGUGUUUACUGAAGACUUCAAUUUUCGCCUCUCCAGCAGGCCAGUCUUCCUCUCCACCAGCAUGGGUGUUUUUCUUUGAAGAUUCAGUAUUUGGUGGAUCGACAUCCCCGUAAUCCGGCAUUCCCUCAGAUGGAUCCCUCAGUGGAGUUGUUUGCACAAGGAGCUUUGUCAUUGCCUUUGUAUCCUCAUCAGAAAUUUGGUUGCUUCUUGGUACCUCUGAUUUUCAUCACAAGUUGUUGUGGCGCGUCCGCUUGUAUGUUGAACUCUUUUCUCCGGUGGUGACCGACGAUCCCUCCGGAAGCCUCUUGUGGCUCUUCCUCCCCUGCAGGAUGAGGACUUUGGUUUUCUCCCCGGAGGGUUGAUUCCCGGACCUGUGUGUUGAGCAUGUCUGUUUGUCAACAUUCAUCAUACAUUUUAGGUAGAAUGCAUACAUGCAUAAUCAUAACAUUCAGGUACUCAUGUUGCAGCUGUUGCCGGGUAUCUGUUGAUUGUUGCCUUCUGCUAUUUGGUAAUACAGAUCUCUCAAGUAGAUUUUCCUAGCAGAUAUGGGUGUGUCCGAUCUCUCCAUGUAGAGUCUACCCCUUAAGCAGAAAGUGUCAAUCUUUUCCUGCUAUUUCCCCACUGAGAUACAUCCUCGUGGAUGACGGUUGCUUCCGUUCCCUCCCUAAUGGGAUGGGUUUUCCCUAUUGAGUUCUUUCCUCAUUAGGAUGAGUCUUGUUUCAGUCUGCCUUUUUGGAUCGACCCUAAACUGGCUCCCCGUCGACUGUCUCUUGUGAUUCCCUGGGGCAUAAAUGAAUAGUUGCUCACUAACCGGCACUCAUUCAUCUUAUCCUCAGCGGAAUUUGUGGGCCUCUACCUACAAACCGGUAGUUGUAAGUCCUAUCUUUACGGUCUUCUACCCACUAGCUGGUAGCUGUAAAUCCUUUUCUCACUCUGUCUCUUAGCAGAUCGUUUAUUGGCUUCUACCUACAAACCGGUAGGUGUAAGUCCUAUCUUUGUGGUUUUCUACCCACUAGCUGGUAGUUGUAAAAUCCCACAUUCCUCCCCUUGUCGGAGUUAACCCUUUGUGCUCAUCCCGAUGAUGACUGGUUACUUUUCCGUGGUUUUCUGCCUAUAAACCGGUAGAUGUAAUCCCCUCUUUGUGGUAUUAAUGGUCUUGUCCCCUUUGGAUACUUGCCUUGAUCAAGCAGUAUUGUCCCCAUUGGGUCUUCACCUUCUUUUUGGAUAUUUGCUCCGAGUAAGCAACUUUAUCCUCUUUGGAUUGGUCAUCUUUGCAUACCUAGUCCUGGUACCGAUGCCUUUCCUUUCGGUCGUUUAUCCAUCUAACAACCUACCAACCGGUUAUGGAUAAUCUUCCAUGCGAGUUUAUUAUCUACGUUCCGACGGCUAUAGAUAAUAUGUCUCAUGCGCUCUUUGGUCAAUCUUUCGAUUGUUAUCACCAGUAGAGUAAGAUUCGUAUUCCCUGUGGAAUCGGAUGUUCAUCCUUUAACAAGUUUGCCUUUGCUCUCUUCAGGAUGUUUUCGGUCGUUUAUCCAUCUAACAACCUACCAACCGGUUAUGGAUAAUCUUCCAUGCGAGUUUAUUAUCUACGUUCCGACGGCUAUAGAUAAUAUGUCUCAUGCGCUCUUUGGUCAAUCUUUCGAUUGUUAUCACCAGUAGAGUAAGAUUCGUAUUCCCUGUGGAAUCGGAUGUUCAUCCUUUAACAAGUUUGCCUUUGCUCUCUUCAGGAUGUUUUCGGUCGUUUAUCCAUCUAACAACCUACCAACCGGUUAUGGAUAAUCUUCCAUGCGAGUUUAUUAUCUACGUUCCGACGGCUAUAGAUAAUAUGUCUCAUGCGCUCUUUGGUCAAUCUUUCGAUUGUUAUCACCAGUAGAGUAAGAUUCGUAUUCCCUGUGGAAUCGGAUGUUCAUCCUUUAACAAGUUUGCCUUUGCUCUCUUCAGGAUGUUUUCGGUCGUUUAUCCAUCUAACAACCUACCAACCGGUUAUGGAUAAUCUUCCAUGCGAGUUUAUUAUCUACGUUCCGACGGCUAUAGAUAAUAUGUCUCAUGCGCUCUUUGGUCAAUCUUUCGAUUGUUAUCACCAGUAGAGUAAGAUUCGUAUUCCCUGUGGAAUCGGAUGUUCAUCCUUUAACAAGUUUGCCUUUGCUCUCUUCAGGAUGUUUUCGGUCGUUUAUCCAUCUAACAACCUACCAACCGGUUAUGGAUAAUCUUCCAUGCGAGUUUAUUAUCUACGUUCUGACGGCUAUAGAUAAUAUGUCUCAUGCGCUCUUGGGUCGAAGUCGUCCUCCCCAGUCGAGUAAGAUUCGUAUUUCUUGUGGAAUCGAAUGUCCAUCCUUUAACAAGACUGCUUUUCUAGUCCUCCUCAGGAUGUUGAGUGUUUUGGAACACAAACCAAUUCACGCUUUGGCACUCAGGCCAACUUUGCCGGUAUUCAGACCGAAGAAGUUUCCGACGAUCAGGUCGAUGUACUUAUGACGCUCAGGCAUUGGUUAUCCCUGUGUUACCAUUUAUUUUGGUAUCCAGGUCGACGUUUCUGUUUCGGUAUUCAGGCCGAUUUCUUUUUUCCGUUCCAGACGGAUUUUUCUCUCAAGACUGUUUCUUUGCCGAUCCUGACAGGCAUUCUUGUAUCAUAUCCAGUCGGUGCAAAUUUCUACGGUUCUUUUGUAUUCAAUCCCUGUUUACCCUGAAAGUCUGACAGUCGUUGCUCUCAUCCUUCGGGUUCCCAGUUGAUUGAAUAGGGGCAGCUGUAGCACCUCAAAUUUGCACCUCCCAUUUGUACAUUCAUUUCAAUUUUUAGGUCAUUAACAUUGCAUUCACAUUGCAUAGUCCAUUGCAUUGCAUCAGUCAGGACUGGCAUCAGGAGAAGUCAACUGUGCGAGAGAUCAAGUUUUUCCAUGAGACAAAGGCCCUAUGGGUGUUCCAAUGAGCUUAUGUGAACCCAAGGUUCAUUUUGAUGCAAUUUGGCCAAUUGUUGAAAGCUCAAAGUACACAGUGCGGUUUCAGGUCAUCUGGGCCCCAUAAAAGUCAACUGCAAAGUCAAGUGAGGGCUGAGAGGUGGAUAGAUGGUUUGAGACACUUCCUUCAUGUCCCAAAGAAGGUCAUUUGUCAUUACAAACACUUGUGUGGAAGAAGAAAUCAUUUCGUUCUUUUCUCGAAUUAAUCUUGGAAAGUCAAAUUGGGUUGGAUGAUCCUGGUUGAUUACUGAAAAGUUGAUUUGGUUGUGGAAAUUUAAUCGUGGUUGCAUUGAGCCCAUUCAUUUCUUUUUGUUAAGCCCAUAAUUUUAGCCCAUUAACCAUUUUCCAAAUUUAUCCAUUUUCUAAACAUCCAUUCAAUAUCCACAUUUGUCCAUAUUUCAUCUUGAUAGACCAUUUUCAAUAGCCCAUUAACCAUUUUCCAAAUAAUUCCAUUUUAUUAUCCAAAUCAUAAUCCAUAAUCCAUUUAGUUUGAUUUUAACACAAUCCAAUUUAACCAUGAUCCAUUUUGUUUAUAUAUCCAUUUAACCAUUUGAUUGUUUUAACCAAUUGUCCAACUUUUUUUUGAAUCCAUAAACCACAUAAACCAAAAUCUUAUCCAAUUUGACUUUUCCAAUCCAAUUUCAUUUCAUUGAUUAAUAUCCCCAAUUUAUCCAUGUUAACCCAUAUCCAUUUCCUUUAUCUCACAAAAUCCAAUUAAUCCAUGUUAACCCAUAUCCAUUUCUUUUAUCUCACAAAAUCCAAUUAAUCCAUAUUAAACAAGUUAUCCAUCUCUUUUAUCUCACCAUCUCUUUUAUCCUUUUUUCUAAUAAAACAAAAAGAACCAAGCUGUAGCUACAAUGAAAACAAAUGUGAGUCACGCGAGCUGCAAGCAAAAUUGAAAACGCACAGCAAAAGAAGGUGGUAGCUCAUUCACAAACCGACAAAACAACACAGUACAACACAGCAGCUGCAUAGCCAUAACCGCACAACAAAUUCUGCACAAAAAAGAAAAACUCACAAUCCAGUAACAAUUCUAACAAACUUUUCCAGAUUUUUCUCCAACCGUAACCUCCAUCACCAUUCAACCAAUUCUUCUUCUCUAAACACAACCUGCAUAAUAACCAAUCCAUAACAGAAAAAUCAGUAUCAUCACCCUAUAAAAUCAAUCUUCUUCCCAUCUUCCAGCUCGCUCUCGAAUCCUCAUCGCACCUCUAAACAACCUUCACCAAAUAUUCAACAAC